AAACUUUGUUUUUCCGUAUAACCAAAAUCUCAAAAUGUUAUCACCAUAUUCCGUUUUCUUUGCAAUUUUCUUAGUAGCAAUAACCAAAUUAUCACCCCUUCUUGUUGCAAUUGACACUCAAGUUCCCGAAGGAUCGAUACUCGAGUUAUACAUGCAUGAUAUUCUGGGAGGAAAUAAUCCAACAGCUCGACCAAUUACCGGAUUAUUAGGCAAUAUUUAUAGUGGACAAGUUCCUUUUGCAAGGCCUUUAGGUUUUCAACCACCUAAAGAUGGUGUAGCAAUUCCUAAUUCUAAUGGUGCAAUUCCAACAUUUAAUAUCAAUGGUGUUCCACUAGGAACUGGCUUAGCAGGCACAAUAUUUGCUGGAAAUCAGAAUGGCCAAGCUAGUGGUGUGACUACUCAAUUAGGCCCUGAUGGAUUGGGCCUCGGGUUUGGUACCAUUACAGUUAUCGAUGACUACUUGACAUUGUCCCCUGAGUUAGGCACACAAAAACUUGGAAAAGCACAAGGUGUAUAUGUUUCAAGUUCUGCAGAUGGAACUACUCAAAUGAUGGCGUUUACCGCCAUGAUGGAAGGAGGCGAAUAUGGCGAUAGCCUCAAUUUUUUCGGAGUUUAUAGAAUUGGAAGUACAAUGUCAAGAAUUUCAGUUACAGGAGGAACUGGUAAAUUUAAAAAUGCUUGCGGAUUCGCGGAAAUUCGUUCACUUAUACCAGCAGGGCAACAUGUUACUGAUGGUGCAGAGACAUUGUUAAGGAUUACUGUUCAUCUUACGUACUGAAAAAAAUUAUUUAAGCAAGAGAUGGUGGAUUGAUAUAAAUUGUGUGAAAAAUGAAUUUGAUUUGUGUUUUUUUUUUUCUUGUAAUGUUUUACUUUUGAAUUGAA
Messenger RNA from Solanum verrucosum, 882 nucleotides. RefSeq names its product dirigent protein 18-like. The transcript has 2 exons. Lineage: Eukaryota; Viridiplantae; Streptophyta; Magnoliopsida; Solanales; Solanaceae. Bases 35 to 778 code for a protein of 247 amino acids. The record is from RefSeq and is a predicted model, not a curated record.